CAGGGAGGUGUUUCCAGUUAUGAACCCCCAGGACAAGCUCAUGCAUGUGUGCACGUAGACACUUACACAUUACUGGUGGAAGUCUUAAGUCCCAACCUGAAAGAAAGGAGGCCUCCCUGAAACAGGGAAGAAUUUACAUCUGAGAAGUUGGGGGAAGAGAUCAAUUGGCAGGGCUCCGCCUGGGCCAUACUUAGUUUUGGCUUCCUCCAUCCUGAUUCCUGAGAGUUUUGUGUUGGCCUGUCAAAACCUGGCUUCAUAUGUUCUCUGCUUUCUCCACCAUAACAGUCUUGCCCCUCCGAACUAUGAGCUUGAAGGGUGGGAUGGUGCUAGACCUUGAUGGAAGCCAAAGACAGCACAGAAGUAACCUUCUUCUAAACUUGACCCUAUUUACAGCGUUUGAGAUUGAUGCUACUCUGUAGAGAUUGCAGCCAAGGCCUAAGCAGCCCAUCUGGUUUGAAAGUGCUGUUAUUCCUAGACACUCUAAAGACUGCUUACUUCAGCCAUUUCCCCCACUUCCAGGGCCUUCAUCCCCAGCCUGCCCUGCCUCUGCAGACACCAGCUUGUUCCUUUUCUGGAAGAUCACAACAGGCCCUAUCUGGCCCUCAAGCAUGGCUGCCCCAAGUAGUUUAGUAAUUGAGCAGGAAUUGAGACUAGGAGAUUGUAGCACAAAUACUCUAGCCCAUCCUGAGACAACAAGACAAAUAGUCUGAAAUCACCUGUAAUUCUGAGUUCUUCACAACGGACAGCAGCUGUCCAAGAUUUUUUUUUAAAAUAAGAAAAAAAAAAAAAAAAAGCAGGAGUUACCUGCCCAGACAGACACAGUUUACUGAGUCUGGAAACUUUACAGCAGAAAGUGGGGUUGGGGAGAAAGUUCUCCCUUGCUACAGUCUGCUACUGCCUUGUUCUUGGUGGGUUUUUUUGUUUUGUUUUUGGUUGUUUUAAAGGGAUCCCUUCCUUGGCAAAAGGAAGAGACUGAAAUGGACUGAAUUACUCCUAUAGACCUGUUGGCUUUGGCCCAUAGAAUUUUAGAAAAAGUUGGGAUUAUGAUACUUAAAAAAUUUGGAAUUUCACACAAAUUCAGAUUCCUCGCUCCUCUGGAAAUAAGCAGUUCAGGAUGGAUAGCAGUGAGUAGAUCUGCAGCUAAGGGCUCACAUGCCCUCAUGGCAAUCACAGCAAGGCCCCAAGCGUUGAAAAUGAUGCCAACUUGGGAUCAUUGGAAGGAGUAAAGGAGAGAGGGAAAGACAUUUGGGGAAUGAAUUUUAAGGCAGGGUUUAAAGUUGGAAGGGUGAAGUUGAAGACCAGAGCAGUGUCCGGUGGAGCAGAAGUGAGGAGGCCUGCCAGAAAGGAGGGAUUAUUAUCUCAUUUUAUGGAAGGCUCAGAAACAACAUGGCCCCUUAACAACCAGUUGAUGGUGAUGCCAGGUUGGACCGCCUGCUUCCCAGUGCACUACGCCCAUGUGCACACACUACAGAUGUCCACCGGAUUCCAGAAUCAGGAGAUUGUGCUGGGCAGACGAUGCUGGACACGAUGGAGGCGCCCGGCCACUCGAGGCAGCUGCUGCUGCAGCUCAACAACCAGCGCACCAAGGGCUUCUUGUGCGACGUGAUCAUCGUGGUGCAGAACGCCCUCUUCCGCGCACACAAGAACGUGCUGGCGGCCAGCAGCGCCUACCUCAAGUCCCUGGUGGUGCAUGACAACCUGCUCAACCUGGACCAUGACAUGGUGAGCCCGGCCGUGUUCCGCCUGGUGCUGGACUUCAUCUACACCGGCCGCCUGGCUGAUGGCGCGGAGGCGGCGGCGGCGGCCGCCGUGGCCCCGGGAGCCGAGCCGAGCCUGGGCGCCGUGCUGGCCGCCGCCAGCUACCUGCAGAUCCCCGACCUCGUGGCGCUGUGCAAGAAGCGCCUCAAGCGCCACGGCAAGUACUGCCACCUGCGGGGCGGCGGCGGUGGCGGCGGCGGCUACGCACCCUACGGGAGGCCGGGCCGGGGCCUGCGGGCUGCCACGCCCGUCAUCCAGGCCUGCUACUCGUCCCCGGCCGGGCCUCCGCCGCCGCCCACCGCUGAGGCGCCGUCGGGCCCCGAGGCCGCGGUGAACACGCACUGCGCCGAGCUGUACGCCUCGGGCCCCGGCCCGGCCGCCGCGCUCUGCGCCCCGGAGCGCCGCUGCUCCCCGCUCUGCGGCCUGGACCUGUCCAAGAAAAGCCCGCCGGGCUCCGCGCCUCCCGAGCGGCCGCCGGGCGAGCGCGAGCUGCCCCCGCGCCCAGACAGCCCUCCCAGCGCCGGCCCCGCAGCCUACAAGGAGCCACCGCUCGCCCUGCCGCCCCUGCCUCCGCUGCCCUUCCAGAAGCUGGAGGAGGCCGGACCGCCUCCGGACCCGUUCCGCGGCGGCGGCGGCGGCAGCCCGGGACCCGAGCCCCCCGGCCGCCCCGACGGGCCCAGCCUCCUCUACCGCUGGAUGAAGCACGAGCCAGGCCUGGGCAGCUACGGCGACGAGCUGGGCCGCGAGCGCGGCUCCCCCAGCGAACGAUGCGAGGAGCGAGGCGGGGACCCGGCCGCCUCGCCCGGGGGUCCUCCGCUCGGCCUGGCGCCGCCGCCGCGCUACCCGGGCAGCUUGGACGGGCCUGGGGCGGGCGGCGACGGCGACGACUACAAGAGCAGCAGCGAGGAGACGGGCAGCAGCGAGGACCCCAGCCCACCCGGCGGCCACCUCGAGGGCUACCCGUGCCCGCACCUGGCCUAUGGCGAGCCCGAGAGCUUCGGCGACAACCUGUACGUGUGCAUCCCGUGCGGAAAGGGCUUCCCCAGCUCGGAGCAGCUGAACGCGCACGUGGAGGCGCACGUGGAGGAGGAGGAGGCGCUGUACGGCAGGGCCGAGGCGGCUGAGGUGGCUGCAGGGGCCGCCGGCCUCGGGCCCCCUUUUGGAGGCGGUGGGGACAAGGUCGCUGGGGCUCCGGGGGGCCUGGGCGAGCUGCUGCGGCCGUACCGCUGCGCGUCGUGCGACAAGAGCUACAAGGACCCGGCCACGCUGCGGCAGCACGAGAAGACGCACUGGCUGACCCGGCCCUAUCCGUGCACCAUCUGCGGGAAGAAGUUCACGCAGCGCGGGACCAUGACGCGCCACAUGCGCAGCCACCUGGGCCUCAAACCCUUCGCGUGCGACGCGUGCGGCAUGCGCUUCACGCGCCAGUACCGCCUCACCGAGCACAUGCGCAUCCACUCGGGCGAGAAGCCCUACGAGUGCCAGGUGUGCGGCGGCAAGUUCGCCCAGCAACGCAACCUCAUCAGCCACAUGAAGAUGCAUGCCGUGGGUGGCGCGGCCGGCGCGGCCGGGGCGCUGGCGGGGCUGGGGGGGCUCCCCGGCGUCCCCGGCCCCGAUGGCAAGGGCAAGCUCGACUUCCCCGAGGGCGUCUUUGCUGUGGCGCGCCUCACGGCUGAACAGCUGAGCCUGAAGCAGCAGGACAAGGCGGCUGCGGCCGAGCUGCUGGCCCAGACCACGCACUUCCUGCACGACCCCAAGGUGGCGCUCGAGAGCCUCUACCCGUUGGCCAAGUUCACUGCGGAGCUGGGCCUCAGCCCCGACAAGGCGGCCGAGGUGCUGAGCCAGGGAGCGCACCUGGCCGCCGGCCCCGACGGCCGGACCAUCGACCGUUUCUCCCCCACCUAGAGCGGUCUUGCCGCCGCGUGGCCCCGGCCCGCGCCCCUAGGCAGCGGCGGCGGUGGCCACCAGCAGGCAGGCACACCGCGCCCGACGACUGUAGUAGCUGCGGCAGCGUCGCCGCAGGGGCGGCGGCCCCACCUGGCCUCACUGCUUUGUGCCUUAGCCCGGGGGUGGGGGUGGGGAGAAAACCCCGGGACGGGGGUGGGAUGGGGGAAGGGAGAUUUAUAUUUUUGAUAUCAGCUUUGACCAAAGGAGACCCCCGGCCCUUCUCCGCCUCUUCCUGUGGUUCGUUGGCCCCCUCCCCCGGCUCCGUGCUGCUCUUGGGGGAAGGGGUGUCACUGUUGGGGCGCUCCCAGCCCUACCUCCGGCCCUUGCGACCACACCCAUUCUCACUGUGAAUCUCCCCGCUGGGGUCGGAGCGUCGGGCAGAGUUGGGGAGCGGGGAGGGGACUGAGCCGGCCGGAGGGCCCCCCUCCCCCUCCCCCGCCCGCCCCGGGACUGAUAAUGUGAAGUUCCUCAUUUUGCACAAGUGGCACUAGCCCCAGGGCUAACCUUUCCCUCCCUCUGGAGUCAGAGGGCUGAGACAGCCCUGGCCUACCCGGUCUCCCACUCCCGCGGUGGUCCCCCCCUCCCUUCCCUGGGGCCCCGGACCAUAUUUAUUGCAUGCGCCCUGGGCGGCCCCCCCAACCCCGAGCCCAGGCUGGGCUGGGCUGGAACGUGGUCUCUUUAGCUCCCUCCUCCUCGUUUGUAUAUUUCCUACCUUGUACACAGGCUCUUCCAGAGCCGCUUCCAUUUUCUAUACUCGAACCAAACAGCAAUAAAGCAGUAACCAAGGA
Molecule: messenger RNA, 4493 nt
Organism: Balaenoptera acutorostrata (minke whale)
Lineage: Eukaryota; Metazoa; Chordata; Mammalia; Artiodactyla; Balaenopteridae
Gene: HIC1
Product: HIC ZBTB transcriptional repressor 1
Exons: 3
Coding region: 1516-3663 (715 amino acids)
Biological process (GO): regulation of transcription by RNA polymerase II
Cellular component (GO): nucleus
Molecular function (GO): RNA polymerase II cis-regulatory region sequence-specific DNA binding; DNA-binding transcription factor activity, RNA polymerase II-specific; protein binding
Source: RefSeq, a predicted model, not a curated record